Messenger RNA from Spodoptera exigua (beet armyworm), 2280 nucleotides. NCBI's taxonomy places the organism in Eukaryota, Metazoa, Arthropoda, Insecta, Lepidoptera, Noctuidae. The record is from the annotation of a GenBank genome assembly.
AUGGCAGACGCGCAGAAAUCAUUACGUGAAUUUCUAAACAAAAUCGCCAGGGAACACAAAUAUGUGGACCCUGAGAUCACAAUAGAAGAAAUAUCAAGCGGUGGAGCCAACUACACAUCUAAACUGUUCACGGCGGUUGUGAGGGAAGCAGGCAAGGAAGAUCUACAUCUGUUCGCUAAAGUCGCAGUAUUUAGUGAAAGUAUGCGUAAUGUAGUGCCCAACGUAUUUCUCCUUGAGCAAUACACGUACACGGAGCUGGCAAAAUGGUUUGAGACUAUGGAGAGGGAUUGCGGGGUUCCAGAGAAAGACAGACUUGUUUUCUGCAAGUUCUACGGGCUUGAACCGACCCUGAACAGGGAAAUACUGGUGCUGGAAAACUUGCUGCCUCAGGGCUACGGACCUCACGACAGGUUCCAGUCUGUAGACUGGCCGUAUGCUGCAUCCGCUGUCAGAGAACUUGCCAAGAUGCAUGCACUAUCUUUCGCGUUUGCUACAAAAUAUCCUAAAGAGUUUGACAAUGCUAUGAAAAAUAUAACCUUGGACUGGCCUGCGGAAAUUCUAGACUACAUGAUCCGACAAGCAGUACCAACAGCAGUGAAAGUGGUCAAUCCUGAGAACAAGGAGGCGUUUGUCAAGUUCAUGGACGAGGCUAUGAAGACAACGUAUUUCGAUAUAUUGAAGCCUGUAAACUCCAAAGUUGCCAUCAUACACAGAGACUACAGGGGGAACAACUUGCUGCACAGGCGUCGGGAAAUCACAAUAGAAGAAAUAUCAAGCGGUGGAGCCAACUACACAUCUAAACUGUUCACGGCGGUCGUGAGGGAAGCAAGCAAGGAAGAUCUGCAUUUGUUUGCUAAACUAGCAGUAAUUGGUGAAAGUAUGCGCAAGGAUUUUCCUGAAAUUUAUGAAACAGAGAACUAUGCUUACACGAAAGUGGCAAAAUUGUAUGAGAGCCUGGAGAGGGAAAGUGAUGUGCCGGAGGAGAACAGAUUAGUAUUCUGCAAGUUUUACGGGUUUGAUCCCAGCCCGAACAGAGAGAUUCUGGUGCUGGAGAACUUGUUGCCUCAGGGCUAUGGGCCUCACGACAGGUUUCACUCUGUAGACUGGCCGUAUGCUGCUGCUGCCAUCAGAGAACUUGCCAAGAUGCAUGCACUAUCCUUCGCAUUUGCUAAAAGAUAUCCUGGAGAGUUUGAGAAAAUAUUUUUAACUUUAAAAGGGAUAUGGCAGACGCUGCCUUUUGACGAAUUAGCCGCGAACAGAAUAGAGUCUGCAGUCAAGGUAUUGAACCCCAAACACCAGGACAAGUUUAUUAAUUACAUGAAGAAACGUCAGUUUUCAAUAACAAACCUGUGGAAAUACAAUAAUUUCAAAGUCAUCAUGCAUGGAGACUACAGAGGGAAUAACUUAUUGCAUAGAGUGCGGGAGGCGCGCGCGGAACGCUACGCGUCGUACGCUCGGGCCUGGUUCUGGUCGUGCGGCGAGCUGCCCUUACUCGCCGAUCGCAGGCCCAUGCGAGUUUCGUUGGACGUAGAACAUUCCCUCCGAGAAUAUCUAAACAAAAUCUCCAGGGAACAUAAUUAUGCGAACCCUGGGAUCACAAUAGAAGAAAUAUCAAGCGGUGGAGCCAACUACACAUCUAAACUGUUCACGGCGGUCGUGAGGGAAGCAGGCAAGGAAGAUCUGCAUCUGUUUGCUAAACUAGCAGUAAUUGGUGAAAGUAUGCGCAAGGAUUUUCCUGAAAUUUAUGAAACAGAGAACUAUGCUUACACGAAAGUGGCAACAUUGUAUGAGAGCCUGGAGAGGGAAAGUGAUGUGCCGGAGGAGAACAGAUUAGUAUUCUGCAAGUUCUACGGGUUUGAUCCCAGCCCGAACAGAGAGAUUCUGGUGCUGGAGAACUUGUUGCCUCAGGGCUAUGGGCCUCACGACAGGUUCCACUCUGUAGACUGGCCGUAUGCUGCUGCUGCCAUCAGAGAACUUGCCAAGAUGCAUGCACUAUCCUUCGCAUUUGCUAAAAGAUAUCCUGAAGAGUUUGAGAAAAUAUUUUUAACUUUAAAAGGGAUAUGGCAGACGCUGCCUUUUGACGAAUUAGCCGCGAACAGAAUAGAGUCUGCAGUCAAAGUAUUAAACCCCAAACACCAAGACAAGUUUAUUAAUUACAUGAAGAAACGUCAGUUUUCAAUAACAAACCUGUGGAAACACAAUAAUUUCAAAGUCAUCAUGCAUGGAGACUACAGAGGGAAUAACUUAUUGCAUAGAGUGCGGGAGAUUCGAAACGAAUAA